Messenger RNA from Penicillium robsamsonii, 1551 nucleotides. RefSeq names its product basic helix-loop-helix domain-containing protein. Gene Ontology annotation, molecular function: protein dimerization activity; RNA polymerase II cis-regulatory region sequence-specific DNA binding; DNA-binding transcription factor activity, RNA polymerase II-specific. Gene Ontology annotation, biological process: regulation of transcription by RNA polymerase II. NCBI's taxonomy places the organism in Eukaryota, Fungi, Ascomycota, Eurotiomycetes, Eurotiales, Aspergillaceae. The transcript has a single exon. The coding region runs from base 1 to 1551 and encodes 516 amino acids. The record is from RefSeq and is a predicted model, not a curated record.
AUGGCGGAAGCGAGUCUAUUCAUCAAACACGAAUCCGACGACCACACCCCUUUCAUUAUGUCACACUCCGGUUACUCGAUGGGCAACCAAUUCCCUGCUGAUGGGAUCGACCCAUCCGACUUGACCAUGCAGCAACAGAAUGGCUUCAUGCCCUACUCCUACGGUUCGCAACAGAACAUGUCAUCCAGCUUCAACUUCGGAAAUUCCGGCAUCGACACAGACGAGUUGCUGGAUCUCGAGAUCAGCGGUCAGAACGGUCAUCAGCGCGACAAUGUGAACUAUCUCCAGGACCAGUCUGCUGGGGGGAUCGCGAUGAGUCACCAAAGUCAAAUGUCGCACAUGUACUCCAACACCCCGGAUAACGCUCCCAUGGCCAGCCCGUUCGUUCAGAACAGCUUCAACUAUGAACAAUACCGCAUGAAUCAGCAAAAUCCGCACGUGCACAAUGCCAGCUCUUUCGACCAGAACUAUCUCGGCACCAAGCGCCAGAGCUUGCACGGCAUGGACCGUACUUCCUCUGACAGCCGCAGCCCCAUGACUCCAAAGACCCCGGCACUGGGUUCCUUGACAUUGGGUACCCCGGAGUCUGGCAGCUUCCCGUCUCAACCUAUCCGGACCGGACUACAGGCUCGUCACCAGAAGACACUGUCCAAUCAGUGGGAUGGAACUCCCGGCAGUGCCCAGUCCUACGUCGAGUCCUCUCCCAUCUCAUCUCCUCCUCACCAAUCACAUCACGCCGGAAUCUCCGAGAUUCUCAAGUCUGGGAAGCACGCCUCACUGCCCGCCAAGGUUGACGCCCAUCUUCCUGGCGGCGGUGGAGAUCUGGAAUCCCAGGAAGCCAAGCGCCGCCGUCGCCGUGCCUCGCACAACCUAGUCGAACGCCGCCGACGCGACAACAUCAAUGAACGCAUUCAGGAUCUCUCCCACCUGGUUCCUCAACACCGACUGGAAGACGACAAGGUCCGGAAGCAACUUGUGAACAGCAGCGCUCUUUCCAUGGCCGGUGCAGGGGGAAGUGCUGCUACAUCUCUUCUCGCCGGAGGCAACGGCCGCCGUGCGACACCAGGUAACAUCACAAUGGGUCUCCCAAUCGAAGAAAAGGAGAAGGGUCCUAACAAGGGCGACAUCCUCAACGGUGCCGUCAGUUGGACUCGCGAUCUGAUGUGGGCCCUUCACGUUAAAUACCAGCAAGAAGCGGAACUCGCUGAGCUGAUUGGCAGUCUCGGUGGAACCUGGCCUUUUGAGCAAACCGAAGAGGAAAAGCGCAUGCGCAGCGAGAUCCUCGAUGCCUUGGAGAAGAAUGACCCAACUUCCUUCAGCUACACCCGCGGACCGGGUAGCGGUCUGUGCGUCCCUAAGCACACUAACAUCGCCGGCGAUGCCGUGCAGGGCGGUGACAUGUCCGGCCUAACCCCUCCCAGCCUGAGUCCUUCGUUCCACAGCGGCACCAGCAGUGCCAACGGCGCUGGUCAACCGCAGUACUGGAACAGUGCUGGCCAUGCUGCUAUGAGCUUCAAGGAGGAGGACGAGUACGGCAUGGAGAUGGGCUAA